GCCGUUUAAGAAGGCGAAAGCAGAGUGGCGAGCAAUAUCGUGAUAGAUGUCACUCAGACAUUCAUUUGCGCGCGCAGAAAACAAAAUAUUUUCGCUCCUCGCAUGCUUAUUUUACCGAGAGAUUUUUAGUGCUAGUCCAUAGCUUUACUUAUGCGUCGCUUGUGGCUGUUUGUUGUCGUACGAUUCCUGAUAAUUUGGUCAUGUGUUGUUCCUAAAGGAUCCAUAAGGGCGGAAGAGUUCAGGAUUUAUAGACAGACUUCACCAGUAUUCGAUUCAUUCAAGCUUCCCCCGUCACUCUGUGGAGGCGGAUGUGGUUGGUAUGGAGGAACAUGGCACGAUUCUACUCAGUGCAAAUGCGAUUGCAACACAAACACAGCUUCCUUUGCAGUUUACAACUCCAAAUGGGCAUGUGUGAAGAAUGAAGACUUCAGAACCUUUGCAGGAUGCGGCUAUCGAUUUUACAGCGAGCCAAGAAGCAGUGCUCCCAAGGUGUUAGAACUAAACAGUGAAGAAAAGAUUCCUAUGGUCACUACCGGAUGCACCAUUGACCUGGCCGCCUCGCGGUACCUGCACUGCGACGGGACCUGGGCACCACUUCCGCUACAAUCCAGCGAGAAACCAUUUAAGUUGAAGUUGGACAGCUCAGCUAAUAUAGGCGGAGUUGUUUAUGGCACCUACACGUUUGAGGUAGUAUCUUCACCAGACACGAUCAAAGGACAAAUUAUUAUAUUGUCGGUGACGUGUGCGCCACCAUCAAGGUCACCAUGCCUCUUGUUCAAAAUGGCCGGCGAUACAUCAUGUCCUACUGUACCAGCAACAGUGCGUCCAGCCACCCUACCAACGAACACUUCUAGCCCGCCGGUGACAACAACAACCACUACACCUAGAACGACAUCAUACUCAACAGAAAUGCCAGCAUUCAUUACGUCAGAUACCACGCUGAAUGGCCACGUGACUACCCCACGCGCCGAGAGUGAAAGGAAUGUAAGGACUAUCGCGGGAGGAGCGACUGGAGGCGUGGCGCUUAUCGCCAUGGUUACCAUGAUUGUGUGCCUGGUCUGGCGACGAAGAAGGAAGCCAAAACACGUUCCCAAGCCGGUCAAAUUAAGAGUUAGUACCCUCAACGGUAAUACCAACAACCGUGUCCAGGAACAUGACCAAGUAUCUGAGGAAGGCACUCCAGGCAUAGUGGCCUACUCAACAAGCGCAGAAGAGCAAGAGAUAGAAUUCCAAGACACUGGAGCGAUCGCCAACAAGAGAAAAGACGGCCUAGAGAUGGAUAACUCACAGAUUGGUGCAGAUAAUAAUAAUGAGGAUGGAGAUGGAGAAUACAUGGAAAUGUCAUCAACACAACAGCAUCCCAAAUACUAUAACGCGCCUGUGGAUUUGAACAUUAGCAACGACCCCGGACGUGCCUUAAAGCAGAACACCGGAGAAGAGAAGAAGACCAGCAACGUUCACCACAAACACGUGCAGCCGUCUGCAAAUUACGAGGAGCUCAGGGGAGACAAUUCUGAGUACGCUUCUCUGUAUUCACGGCAAUCUAAGAAAAAAACUCCACCUCAUCCCUCAGAUUCAGUGAACAAAAGCGAGACUCGAGUACUCGCAAGGAUCAGGCCUCAGAUACAUACGAGGAACUGAGGACAGAGGUCAAAGAUUACGCACCACUUGACCGGUCCUUAAAGAAACACAUUCAACACUCAGAAUCAGCUAAUAAUGGUAAACCUAACAGAGAACAGGCCUCGGGGACUUACGAAGAACUAAGUAAAAGCAGCCCUGAUUACGCUUCACUGAAUUCCGUCCAGUCAGAGGACCAGCAUCAGUACUCAAGUUUAUCAACUAAAAACAGAUACCUUCAGAGAGCACAGACAACUGAGGCUUACGAGGAACUGAGGGGAGAAGAGCCAAAUUACGCCCCACUUUAUUCCCGGCCGUCAGAGUAACAAGCUCCGCCUUCAAUACACAGAUUCAACCAAAUAGUGAUCAGGGAACUCGCAUGAAAACGCGCAGGGAACUCACAUGAACACCCUCAAUUUGCUCAGAUGCACUAUAAAAUUCCCCUCAAAGAUAACGGGUGUCGGAGAUCGUGUAACCUAACUAUACUCCAACCUCUCCCAAAAGAUUAGAAUCGGUUUAUGUUCUGUCUAACCCUAUGGAUUACGGGUGCCAUUUUCAUUUUUUAUCCUACAACACAUAUAUACUAAAUAUACUCGAGUUUAAAAAAUCAUAUUUCUUUCACUCUUGUAUUCCUUAUAGCGUAUAUACAACAACACAUAUAUACUAUAUAUACUUUCUGUCAUGAGUUUAUAAACUCAUAUUUUUUUGUACUCUUGUAUUCCUUAUAGAGUAAAAAGGAUAUUAAAAGUAUAGACCUCUCUAAUAGUUUUGCACACAGACAGAUGUAUUUGAUGGAGCAGAUGAAUAUCGAAAACUGACGGUAUGAUUAUUUUCGGAGUCCGUAUGUGGGCAAGUGUCUGUUCCGUUCAUCCCAUACGAUCUUUGAGAGCUAAUAAGGUAAAUGGGUGUUGCAAGUAUUCCGCGUUCUUCUGUAAAUAAUUUACAAACUUCCUUUUUUGUGUACGACGCAACGGAUACUAUUCAGAGAUGGUUACCCACGCAUUUUUGUAGGAACGUGCUCCAAAAUAUAAAAAAAUAUUGUAAUAAAAACAAAGAACCAGUUCCAGUCGUGAAGACUAUUAAGUGAAAACGCAAAUAACAAAUCAGAAUAAGUUUAACGCAUGGCUGGCUGACUUACGCAGUUAAGUUUAAAUGUGACGUAUUUUCCCUCUUAUCAUAUGAUAUUUAUACAGCAUGUUUCAACUGAUAUUUGAAUAAACAACAUCUUAAAUAA
This is a messenger RNA of Nematostella vectensis (starlet sea anemone), 2851 nucleotides long. RefSeq lists its product as uncharacterized. Bases 151 to 1641 code for a protein of 496 amino acids. The transcript is spliced from 6 exons. The record is from RefSeq and is a predicted model, not a curated record. NCBI's taxonomy places the organism in Eukaryota, Metazoa, Cnidaria, Anthozoa, Actiniaria, Edwardsiidae.